AUACUGUCUGCAAUCCCCUUCAUAAGGGAAGACUUUCGAGACUGUUAAAUUAUAGUUUCUACUAACCUUCUAUGAAAUCUAUUUUUAUGCAUUUGCAGUGAUAAGUCUAGUAAACAGUGGUGGUGAACUAUGAUUCUUGAAACUCACUAUGAUGUUCUUUCUGUGAAGGAAGAUGCGAGUUAUGAAGAAAUUCGUACAAGUUACCGAACUGCUAUCCUUAAUUCUCAUCCAGAUAAGUUAAAUUCUGAUCACGAGUCUGGAGAGAGAUUUUUGCGAGUACAAAAGGCUUGGGAAAUCCUUGGUGACCCCAAUUCACGCACAGUCUAUGAUAGGGAGCUGCAAUAUUCAAGACAAGAUGUAGUGACCUCGGAAGAUAUCAGCUUAGAUGAUAUGAUGAUUGAAGAUGCCGGUGAAGUCAUGGAGCUUUAUUACCAGUGCCGGUGUGGUGAUCACUUCUCUGUUGAUUCUUUGGAGUUGAAUAAAUUGGGGUACACUUUAUUGAGGGAUGGGGCUGAGAUAUUUGUAAAGACCCCUGAUGCUUUACCAGCUUCAGUUGUUCUUCCUUGUGGUUCUUGUUCUCUGCUUGUUCGGCUGAUGAUAAAUCCAGAUAUUAAAGUUCCAGUUGAUGGGUAUUUGUGAUUGGGUUUGUUUCCAUUAUUUUAGCCGAAAAGCAGACAUGCUUGCUUUAAUCGAGUUGAGUGGAGUUUGUAACAUAGCAU
Molecule: messenger RNA, 719 nt
Organism: Hibiscus syriacus
Lineage: Eukaryota; Viridiplantae; Streptophyta; Magnoliopsida; Malvales; Malvaceae
Product: DPH4 homolog
Exons: 1
Coding region: 130-639 (169 amino acids)
Biological process (GO): tRNA wobble uridine modification; protein histidyl modification to diphthamide
Cellular component (GO): cytosol; nucleus
Molecular function (GO): metal ion binding
Source: RefSeq, a predicted model, not a curated record